AUGUAUAGAUUAACGGUGGCUACUCUCGUGGCCAGCUUGGCCUUGUCCGCCGCGGCACUGCCUAGCCCGGAUGACCCAAACUACGGCUCCGAGGCGAUGAAGUACCUUAAGAAGCUCAAAAUGGAGACUCGUCAACGACAAACAGAGGCAGGAGCUUACGAUUUGGAUCGCUAUUCGCCUAUGAGUAAGGCCGCGUGCAGCGGUGGCAAGGCUGGAGAAUACAAGUGUCAAGGUAUGGAUAUGAAGGGUUUUAUCCGACAUCAAAAUAUGGGAUCCAAGGCACGCAAGGGCAAUGAUGUUGGACUUCGACAGACGGCAGGGAAAUUUGGUAUUGUCUGUGAGAUGGACGGCUCAGCUUUUGUGGAGGUUCUGAAAGAUGGCUCACUCGUCUACCUCGGCCGCCUGCCUUCAGAGUCUGGAAAUUCCAUGUGGCGUGAUGCCAAAGUGGUUGGAGACCACGCAGUUAUUAUGUCGGAAGCCGGUGGCCACGGUAUGCAAGUGUUUGACAUGAAGAAGCUGUUGACUGCCGACCCUAAGAAUCCUAAGGUGUAUGGCAAGGAGGAUCUAGACUCACUAUUCAAGGGAUGGGGCAACUGUCACAAUGUGAUUGUGAACGAGAAAACCAAGACUGCCUUCUGUGGCGGCGGUAGCAAAUGCAGUGGCAAACUUCACGCUGUGAAUCUGUCGGAUCCCAAGAACCCAAAGGAUGACGGCUGUGUCGGCACGCACAGCUACAGCCACGAUGCUGAGUGUGUCAUUUACAACGGCAUUGACAGCAAGUUUAACAGUCGAGAGAUUUGCUUUGGGUAUAACGAGAAGCAGCUGGUAAUCUCGGACAUCACGGACCGUGCCAGCCCUAAGCAGCUGUCUACCAUGACGUAUAAGGGCAUGGGCUACACCCAUCAGGGCUGGCUGGCAACCAAAGACAUGCGUUACUUGCUCAUGGGCGAUGAGCUGGACGAACGUAUGCCUGGUCCCAAGGCCGGCCACACGGCGACGUACAUUGUGGACGUCAAGGAUCUUACCAAGCCUGUUAUUACAGGCAUCUACCACAGCCCAUCCAAGGCAAUCGACCACAACCUAUACGUUAUCGACGGGCUUGCUUACAUGUCUAACUACAACACCGGGUUACGCAUUGUCAACGUGUCGUCGGUAGUUGAGGAUCCUACGGGUGCAGGCUUCAAGGAGAUCUUGUCGUUUGAUGUCUAUCCUGAGAACGACGCAAAGGAUGAGCUGGGAUUUGUCGGCGCGUGGUCUGUGUACCCCUUCUUCAAGAGCGGCCAUAUUCUGAUCAACAGCAUCGAGCGCGGCAUCUUCUCCGUCAAGCGGUCGUAGCCCAGCCAUCUAGUCAGCCCGCGCCAGACAGUCCUAGUUUCGUCUAGCCGAGUUUGAGGAUAGUUGGACUUCCGGAGCGGAUGGAUUGGUAAGACUGAGCGCUGAGUAGUGACUAAUUGACGGGAGAGGCUGCCAUGAGACGCGCUGUAAAUUAGCUGUCAACGGCGUGUCCGAGAGCAAAGCAGCGCGGAGCCAGAGCUGAACUGGCAGUGCCCCUCCUCCCCCAGAAGGGCGGGGCGACAGGGCAGUGACAUUUGGCGCAGCGAACCGCGCUGGAGCUACACGCACUACGGCAGAUAUGGGGGCCAAUAAGAGGCGGCUGGAGUAUAUUAAUAUAUGAGUCUUAAAGUUACUAUUGGCCGUUUGACUGGGUCCUUGGGGGGCAUCUAGAAUGCUCUCAUGUCACUUAUUACUCUGUAUAUUUAAACAGAAUUAAAUAAAAAAAAAUGGACGAUGACCGAACAAGACAGCGGCCCCCCGUAUACGCGUCAGCCAGUCCAGCCGCAAGGGGGACCGCAUGCACCUGUUGCUGUUAUAGGGCAGAGGGCGGAGGGUGUGUGGGCGUCAUAAUGAUGGUGACGAGUAAUAUAGACGAAGACGAAUACUGUGCUGUCGUGCAUUAUACUGUGCUACACUAGCAGAACUGCACCGUAAGCAACAGCACCCAGAGACACUGUUACACUGUCAUGGCCUUGCA
[Torrubiella] hemipterigena is the source of this 2032-nucleotide messenger RNA. NCBI's taxonomy places the organism in Eukaryota, Fungi, Ascomycota, Sordariomycetes, Hypocreales, Clavicipitaceae. The record is from the annotation of a GenBank genome assembly.